This is a messenger RNA of Phlebotomus argentipes, 2519 nucleotides long. It is a transcript of the gene kat-60L1, whose product is annotated as katanin p60 ATPase-containing subunit A1. Gene Ontology annotation, biological process: microtubule severing. NCBI's taxonomy places the organism in Eukaryota, Metazoa, Arthropoda, Insecta, Diptera, Psychodidae. The coding region runs from base 81 to 1790 and encodes 569 amino acids. Gene Ontology annotation, molecular function: microtubule binding; microtubule severing ATPase activity; ATP hydrolysis activity. Gene Ontology annotation, cellular component: microtubule cytoskeleton. The record is from RefSeq and is a predicted model, not a curated record. The transcript is spliced from 5 exons.
CCUCGCCUUAUGUCAAAAUCAUCCCGACAUUUCAAGGAAAUUGAUGCGUGAAAAUUUUUACACUAAACCAAAACCCAUUAAUGAUGUUCAGUGCCAAAAUUCGUGAGGAGGAAAACUAUAGACGUGUGACGAAAAUAAAUAUGAACUCCGUGACUUGCUUCCAUGGCCUUAAAUUCAGUCAACCAGCACCUCCGCCUCAGCCCCAGAUUCCUCACCUGGCCUCGAAUGGCCAGUCACAGUCGAGCUUCCACCAAAUGGCGCGCAUGAUGGACUCCCUGAUCCUGGACAACUUUGGACCGUUCGCCUUCACGAAGAUCACGGCCACGCACCGCCCAACGCUCGUCUCGCGGGGCUCCGGCGAGGGUGGCGGCCUGAAGAAGACCCCCAUCGCAGCAUCAGCCUCCAAUCUGUCGCACAGCACCGCCUCGUACGGCAAGAUCAACUAUGCGGGCGGGAAAAUGGCGAGUCAGGAAAAUGCCCGUCAGCACGUGGCGGAAGUGCAUCCGAUGCUGCGGACGAACUCGUCCACACUGUCACCACCAAAUCCCACGGAUUCGCGCUGGAUCUCAUCCCUGCGACGGCGCGAUCCCGAGCUGCAGCCCACACUUCCCUCGAUCAAUCACAAUCUCGGCCACAGCGGCUAUCAUUGCGAGAAGCGCGGGCGGAGCAGCAAGAUGUCCUCCUCGAUCCGAAAGAGUCGCUCCGUUGAACGAAUGCGCGCACGGAAGCUGAAGGCCAAGGAGAAGCCCAAGAAGUCGAGUUCAGAGGAGGCCGGAGCCUCUGACGACCAGGAAGCAACAUCAAUUGAAGACAAUCCUCACUCAACGCACACGAACUCGCCCAAGAGUGCCGGCAAGAGCAAGAACUUCCAUGCUGUAGGGUAUGAAAACCACUUGGUUGAGACACUGGAGAAGGACAUCCUGCAGAGGAAUCCAAAUGUGCAGUGGAGCGAUGUUGCUGGUCUGAAUGAAGCCAAGACAAUUCUGCAGGAAGCCGUAGUUCUGCCCGUUCUCAUGCCUGACUUCUUCAAAGGCAUCCGCCGGCCAUGGAGGGGAAUCCUCAUGGUCGGUCCUCCGGGCACCGGCAAGACCAUGCUGGCCAAGGCAGUGGCCACAGAGUGCGGCACAACCUUCUUCAACGUGUCCUCGAGCACCCUGACUUCCAAGUAUCGCGGCGAGAGUGAGAAAAUGGUGAGACUCCUGUUCGAGAUGGCUCGCUUCCACGCUCCCAGCACAAUCUUCAUCGACGAGAUUGACUCCCUGUGCGCCGCUCGUGGGAAUGACUCAGAACACGAGGCCAGUCGCCGCUUCAAGGCGGAGCUCCUCAUCCAGAUGGACGGUCUGAAUGUUUCCAGCAAUGAUGACAAGAUCAUCAUGGUGCUGGCGGCCACGAAUCAUCCCUGGGACAUUGACGAGGCCUUCAGGCGGCGUUUCGAGAAGCGCAUCUUCAUCGGGCUGCCGAAUGAGGAGACACGAUCGGCACUGCUGAAGCUCUGUCUCAAGGGUGUGAAUGUGUCUGGGAGUCUGGACACCAGUGUUAUUUCUGAUCAGCUGAAGGGCUUCACGGGAUCAGAUAUCAGCAAUAUUUGCCGUGACGCCGCUAUGAUGACCAUCAGGCGGAAGAUUACAGGCUGCUCGCCAAGUGAGAUCCGCCAGAUUCGGCGAGAAGAGGUGGACUUACCGAUUACCACCCAAGAUUUCCGGGACGCCAUGGCCAGGACGAGGAAAUCUGUGUCCAUGAACGAUGUGGCGCGCUUUGAGAAGUGGAUGGAUGAAUUUGGCUCUUGCUAAAAGGAAUAAAUCCUGAAUACAGUUUACAAACCUUUCAACAACAUUAUAUAAAACAUCCUCUUGUGGAAGAUAUCUUUACAUUAUUAACCCUAUGUUCUGAUUCAUUUUUUUUUGAGAAGUCUUACAAAAAAAAAGUGUAAUUGUGAAAGUAUAUAAUAAUAUUCGAAGGCACACCGUAAAGAAGAAAUUAGUUCCUCAACAAGUAUUUGCUUAAGAUUUUUAUGUCACACAUCUUAAUUCAAUAAAUCCGUUUUCAGAAUAAUCUAAUUUCGCUCCUUUCUUCCGCCCAAAAACCCCAUGAUUAAUGCCGCCCUAGAAAAUCCCUUUUGCGCCAGAAAGGAGGAAAUUGCUUUCUCUCGUGCUGCCACACAUUUUUCCCGAUGAAAUCACACUGAUAAGGAGAAAUUGAGAGAGCGAAAAUGGCUUUUUUUUCUCCACUUUUAUUAACGCAAAACAAUCCCUAAAUACAAGAAAAAUUGUUCCACUAGACAAAUAUUUUUCUUCUAAUUGUCACCUUCCUUGAGACUUUUACAUUCAUGUGUACAUUUAUAUUUCCUUAUUUCUUUUUAAAUUAAACUCCUUUUUCUGUAUACAGUCACUGUAAUAUCAAAGAAAGCACCAGAAAUUGUCUGGGCCGCUCUGGCGGACCGCAAUCUUUACAAAUUUCCCACACCAAAUAUUGUCAGGCACUAUUUUGGGGUCCGCAAGAACUGCCCUCGGGCUUUUUCU